UUCAUAGUAAUCAGUAAGCUUCAUGAACUAUAAAAAGGUUAUAAAAGAUCAGCAUGACUGCACAUUUGAUUGACAGUAUCAAUGUGUUUGUUCAAACAGGAUACAAUGCUAAAAAGAAAGCUGAAAACAUCAUGAAAGAUGUUGGGGUGAAACAAUUUGUUGAAACCAAGCUUGGCUCUUUGCUUGGUUUAAUAUCUGCGUAUGAAAACCUGUUCUGUGAAACUAAAUCUUGCAACAGAGCUGCAUUAGAUAAAACAUUACAAGUGUUAUAUCGGCAACAGAGUGCUGGGAAUGAAGCUGUGGAAAGUUUACUCACCUUUGAGGAAGAUUGGGAUAAGUUAUUAGAAGAAAUUGAUCAAUCUAUGUUUGGUGAAAUAAGCACCCCAACAUUAGCAGUUGGAGACAAGAUUCCUGAUGACAUAACUCUGAUUAAUGCAAGGACUAAAGACACUGAGGCAUUUGAUGGUAACCUGCUUUUUUCAAGCAACCAUAGAAACUGUCUUGUCAUUCUUUUGCGACACUUUGCAUGACUGCCAUGACGAAAACAUGUGACAGAAAUACAAGAAAAACAAGAUGAAUUUAGUCAAUUGAAAUGUUCCAUAAUCCUUGUUUCCUUUGGGGAAGAAGCUGGUGCUGAUCUGUGGUUGAAAGAAACAAAGUUUUCAUUUCCAAUGUACCUGGAUAAACAAAGAAAAAUUUAUUCUGCGCUUGGUCUUGGCCGCUCUGUUGCAAAGGUGUAUAACUGCAAUGCACUAUCAUUGUAUGGACUUGCAAAGGCAACAUUUGAAGAGAUUCCAAAACAAUAUAAAGAUAUUCAUGAUGACCCUCAACAGCUUGGUGGAGAUUUCAUUGUAUCAUUGGCAGAAGAUAAUCAAACAAAGUUUUCUUUUAUUCAUCGCAGCGUAGACUCUGCAGAUCGUCCAAAACUUACUGUUUUAUUGGAUGCUCUGAAAAAUAUGAUGUAAUUUUUUUAUUUUUUUAUAACUGGUGUGUUUGGUUCGUGUCUAAAUGAACAUUUUUUUCCAAAGCGUAAGACGAAGAAAAUGUGAAGUGUGACAUGAAUUAAAUAUACACCGUUUUUUUUUUAAUUUUAAAUAAAUAAACACACCUCAAAAUUCCUAAUUAAAUAUAAACCCUUUUUUUAACAACUAAAUAUACAUCCUUUUCAAGAAAUAAAAACAAAUAUGCACCUUUUUCAAGAAAUAUUAUGGAAUAUAUGGAUUCAUAAUCACGUUUAGAAUUUGAAUAUCAUUUUGUUUUCAAUUUUAGCCAGGAUUUUAGAUAAAAUAUAUGACCUGAUUACAGC
Molecule: messenger RNA, 1306 nt
Organism: Ciona intestinalis (vase tunicate)
Lineage: Eukaryota; Metazoa; Chordata; Ascidiacea; Phlebobranchia; Cionidae
Source: RefSeq